GGUCACACUGACUCAGCUAUAUUUUGUUUUUGUUGCUGUUCGUUUUAUGUUUCAUAGAAGUUGCGCAUAAAUUCCCUAUCAAAUCAUUAACAAUUUGCGCAUUUAAAUGCAGCCGCCCCUUUUUAGUUGCUUGCGCUAGGAGUUGGAAUCCCAGAAAGAUCGCUGGAUACACACGCACACAGACGCAGAAGCGAGGGAAGGACCCAAGGAUACAAUUCAAGGACUGCAGCAACAAAAACACAGCAACGAUGUCGGUGGCCGGGCUUCGGCAAUGUCUGCUACUCUGGAGCGUCGACUACUGGAACUUGGAAGUCAUGGCUGACAAUGUCUUCAAGUCGCACGAUAUCGGGCUGCGGGCGCAGAAGAAAAUCCUCUCACGCAUGGCCACCAAAAACAUCGCGAAGACCUUUAUCGAUGGGACAACGGCCUCGCUGCUGGACAACCUGUACAGGCUCUGCAAGAUGCACACCGGGAACAAGGCCAAGGCGGAGAAGCUGAUCAAGAACAUCAUCAAGAUUGUGAUCAAGAUCGGGGUACUCCACCGGAACAAUCAGUUCAGCGAGGAGGAGCUGGAAAAGGCGGAGAACUUUAAGAGAAAGUUUCAGAACACCCAGCUCUCCAUCAUAUCGUUCUACGAAGUGGACUUCACGUUCGACCUGGCCUACCUGCAGAAAUCCAUAGCCGAGUCGCAAAUGGCACUGAAGUCGAUUGUACAGCCGCAUCUCACAGAGAAGUCGCUGGGCCGCAUCGACGAGGUGUUCGAUUUCUUUGGCGAGGAGACGCUGCUGGAAACGGCUUUCCGAUCCGACUCCCCCUAUCGCGAGGUGAUGGGAAAGAUCGUGGCCGACAUUAACGCCGCCAUGGAAACGGGGGAUAUAUGAGGAGACCGGCAAACGAACUGAGCUGUCAUUGCGUGCUAUGAACGAAAGGCUAUCUAUCGAAACCAAAAAGCAGCCAGUAGCUAGUUGCAAAUGGAAAAUGCUUACUUAAGAGCU
Messenger RNA from Drosophila subpulchrella, 995 nucleotides. RefSeq names its product tumor necrosis factor alpha-induced protein 8-like protein (gene sigmar). Bases 249 to 881 code for a protein of 210 amino acids. The record is from RefSeq and is a predicted model, not a curated record. NCBI's taxonomy places the organism in Eukaryota, Metazoa, Arthropoda, Insecta, Diptera, Drosophilidae. Gene Ontology annotation, cellular component: cytoplasm. Gene Ontology annotation, biological process: regulation of apoptotic process. The transcript is spliced from 4 exons.